Lytechinus variegatus (green sea urchin) is the source of this 1285-nucleotide messenger RNA. RefSeq lists its product as uncharacterized. The coding region runs from base 399 to 1229 and encodes 276 amino acids. The transcript is spliced from 2 exons. The record is from RefSeq and is a predicted model, not a curated record. NCBI's taxonomy places the organism in Eukaryota, Metazoa, Echinodermata, Echinoidea, Temnopleuroida, Toxopneustidae.
CGGCCGGCGGGACUUAAAAAAUCAACAACUCCAAGAAAUAAAGCUAAAAGUCAUGCAUUUCAUAAUCAUAUUUGAUUAGCAGUUCGACAAUAGACUAGAUCUACUUUUUUGUACCAGUGUCGACCAAUUGAGCUUAGGAUGUUGAGCUAGCUAGCUGAGAAUGAAGAAGUAGAACAGAUUAUUUUUCCACAACAAGUUGCUGCUCCGCUUACAACAACAGACACCAGUGACUGUGGCACUGCCUCCACGGCUCCAAGAAGAGUCCAGGCUCCACGGCACUGGCUCCAGACCAGAGUCCAGGACCAGGCGCUCCCGAUCCGGCCAGCAUACCACGUUGUUCUCUUUGGUGAGGGUACUACUAAUAGAGACUACAGGAAUUGAGAAAACAACAGAUUGCGAUGGCAGGUCCAGGUGAGAUUUAUUCUGUUCCAGAUUUGUAUUGCUUUGAAGAUUUGCCAAAUUUUGAGCAUGAGACAAACAGCCACCUUUAUGAUGACUCAACAUCUACUAAAGAUAGCCAUGCUGAUCUGAGCAUGGAUUCAGCUUUACAAUGUGCCGUCUGUUCUAGUGUUCUUUGCAAUGAUCGUCAUAUCGAAUCAUCUACUCAACUACCAGGCACCCCUUGCUCACAAUGGGAUCCAAAUGGCAAUGUAAGUUACCAUGAUGUCUGGUGUGAUGAUGAUUCUUGGAAGUUUUCAUCCAGUGAACAAGAGGAUUCUCAGGUCACCCAGAGCAGCACAUUGUCUUCAAGUACACCUUCAUGUGCAGGAGAACCACAUACUGCUACGGAUAUUGAAGGUGCCCUACACCAAGUUGAAAGUAGUGGUGGAAGUCUUCAUGAUGCUGCUGAGUCAGAAAGUGUGUCAUCUGAAAACCUUGCUGAAAUGUCCGAUGAAGAUAUAUUUGCUGUAAGCCCUUCUGUCACUCAAGUUUCGUGGCCUGAUAGAUUUGAUAUUGAAGAUUUUGCUACAUGGGAGUUGUCUCAGAUAAGCCCACUAUCCAGUCAGUCAAGUGCACUUCUAGCAGAUGAACUUGAAGACUCUCAACUAGUCCCAAAUCUGCAGACAAUUCUGCAGAAUCACAGGCAUUCAGCUGGUGAUCAGGUAGCUGGUGCAGUAGAAAUAGAAGGCAAUACAGAAAAUGAAGAUGGGCAGAGAAAUGAGCUCAUCUUUAAUACAACAUGUGCAGCCACAGAACAAGUCGUACCAGACUGGCACACAGAAGAAUGAUUUCAAUUUAAUCAAUAUUUGUGUAAAUUACAUAUAGCCCCCCCCCCAAAAAAAAA